GUAAAUUCGAGUUGAUUAGUCAGGGAACUAAUUUAUAAAUAUAAAGUAUUGCGAAAAAAAAAACAUUCAGUGAAAUAGGAAGUAACAGUGUUAGUGUGUGAGUCAAGUGCCACAGCGACACAUCUAUAAAAUACGAGAAAACGUAACCUAAUUUUAUUUGGAGUCUAGUGACAUUUUGCUGAAUGGUCGAUUAUGAAAUUUUUUGUUAAAUUAUCACACCAUUACCUGUUCACUUCGGUACUUGUUAGAAAAAGAAAAAGGCUGAAGUUCUAAUUGGGAAGGAACCGAAUCGCAAGGAGAGAAACCCUUAUUUACCGACUGAAAGUACAAUUUUAAACUUAACUUAUUGAUAAUUUAUUCCGUAAUUUAUUUUUAUAAUUUAGUAACUUGAAUAUUCGAAAAUGAGACCAAGUUUCGCGUGAUAAUUAAAAAUAGUCCUGUAAUUAAUUAAAUAUCGGUUUGUAAGACUUGAAAAUGAACGGGAACGUAAAUAACAGGAGUUACUAUCCGAACGCCCGGUAUGCGACAGUAUUUCAAGAGGAAAACAUCGAGGCGAAAAAGAAGCAAGGAUGGUUUGGGACAAGGCACUUCGUAACGUUCAUGCUAUUCCUCGGCAUGGCAAAUGCUUACAUCAUGAGAACGAACAUGUCUGUAGCUAUAGUCGCUAUGGUUAACCAUACGGCAAUAGAAAAUGAUAAUCACGACCAUGCAGUAUCGGUCGACGAUGAAUGUAAUGUUGAAAGUGUGAAUCAGACGAUUCAUCAUGAAGAACUGAAUGGCGAAUUUGUUUGGAAGACCGAUGUACAAGGAUAUAUUCUAAGUUCAUUCUUCUACGGAUACGUAGCUACUCAAAUACCAUUCGGUAUUCUAGCCAAACGGUACGGAAACAUCUACUUCUUGGGAAUCGGAAUGUUGAUCAACUCAGUAUUCGGUUUGCUAGUACCAGUUGCCGCCAAUAUGGGAAUUUGGUGGCUUAUUACUGUUAGGUUUAUACAAGGUCUCGGAGAGGGUCCUAUAGUCCCAUGCACACACUCACUUCUGGCAAAAUGGAUCCCCCCUAAUGAGAGAAGUCGAAUGGGAGCUUUCGUUUAUGCAGGAGCACAAUUCGGAACUGUGAUAUCAAUGCCUUUGAGUGGUCUCCUCUCAGAAUGUAGGUUUGGUUGGCCGUCUAUAUUUUACGUUUUUGGCACAGUAGGCACAAUAUGGUGUAUAUUCUUCCUCAUUUUCAUCCACGAAGAUCCGCAAAGUGAUACAAAAAUCAACACAGAAGAACGUCUAUACAUUCAGAAACAAUUGGGAAGUAAAAUUGGUUUGCCGAUUCCGGCAGUUCCUUGGAUGUCUAUCGCAAAAUCCAUGCCUUUCUAUGCCAUCCUCCUCGCCCAUAUGGGUCACAAUUACGGUUAUGAAACUCUCAUGACGGAACUUCCUACCUACAUGAAGCAAAUUCAUCAUUUCAGUAUUAAAGACAAUGGAAUUUUAUCUUCUCUUCCAUAUUUGGCGAUGUGGUUGUUUUCCAUCUUCAUCAGUCAUGUUGCUGACUUCAUGUUAACAAAGCCCUUCUUCACACACACUCUUGUGAGAAAGAUCAUAAAUGGAAUUGGUCAGUAUGGUCCAGCUGUAGCUCUGUUAGCAGUAGCUUACACCGGAUGUGACAAAUGGUUGACUGUAGCAGUCCUCACUGUUGGCGUUGGUUUGAACGGUGGUAUCUAUUCUGGAUUCAAAGUAAACCAUUUGGACAUAUCUCCGCAGUAUGCUGGUAUCCUUAUGUCAUUCACGAAUUGUAUGGCAAAUCUGGCUGGGUUACUCGCCCCCAUUUACGCCGGACAUGUUGUCGUGGGAACACCAAGCAUCGCUAAAUGGAGGAUCGUUUUCAUAACUGCUUCCUGCGUUUAUGCAGGCUGCUGUUCAUUUUACGUAAUAUUCGGAUCAGGCGAGAGACAAUCUUGGGACCAACCAGCUGAAGAUCCAGCAGAAAAAAAGGAAAACGAUGAGCCCCAAAUGAUCACCACACGAGCCUGAUUUCGAGGAUAAUAAUGGUUGUGAUGUAUUAUUUCUAGCUUUAGUUGAAAGUAUUGCUAACUUAAGUUUUCAAAACCUCUCAGCUCCAAGAAUACAAACCGAAUGUUAAUUAGGUUUGCAGUAUUAGAAACCUGCGUUCAAAAGUAUUUCCUUGUGAUUAAAGUAUUUGUAUCUCAAUUUUUCUGAUAGGAGCUCUGGCCUUGGAGUUGUGUUGUAUAAGAUUAGUGAACUUUUUAUAACUAUGUACAUAGUACUGUUUAGUUGAUUUCUCAGAGUGCCUUACAGGUUAACGGUAAAAAGAGAAACUCAAAAAUUGUUAUCCCUUAUUUAUUUUGUGAAGAUUUUAUCAAGUGAAUAAAUUUAUAUGAAAAGAUU
Leptinotarsa decemlineata (Colorado potato beetle) is the source of this 2394-nucleotide messenger RNA. It is a transcript of the gene Picot, whose product is annotated as putative inorganic phosphate cotransporter protein picot. Gene Ontology annotation, molecular function: transmembrane transporter activity. NCBI's taxonomy places the organism in Eukaryota, Metazoa, Arthropoda, Insecta, Coleoptera, Chrysomelidae. The record is from RefSeq and is a predicted model, not a curated record. Gene Ontology annotation, cellular component: membrane. Gene Ontology annotation, biological process: transmembrane transport; monoatomic anion transport.